Oreochromis niloticus (Nile tilapia) is the source of this 5686-nucleotide messenger RNA. RefSeq names its product double PHD fingers 3 (gene dpf3). Lineage: Eukaryota; Metazoa; Chordata; Actinopteri; Cichliformes; Cichlidae. Gene Ontology annotation, biological process: nervous system development. The coding region runs from base 447 to 1637 and encodes 396 amino acids. The record is from RefSeq and is a predicted model, not a curated record. Gene Ontology annotation, cellular component: nucleus; nBAF complex. The transcript is spliced from 12 exons.
UGAUAAGUGACUGCUCGACAUAUAUACGCCCUUAACACGAUAUAUUUUAAAGCGGCAAUGACUUUAAAUUACAAAAAACAAAAUUAAUGUUUGAUAUGUAGUUGGAUUUAUUUUCCAGCCAUUAAAACCUCAAAAAACAUCAAACAAAAACAUUAGAAGUGAGACUGUAAUAGUAUCCCAUGCUACAUAGCAUUCAUGUUGUGGUUUUCACUGUUAAGGCUAAAUCAAGUUAAUUUCAUGGUGUUAUUACAAUCUGGGGUCUGGGGCAUUAAUUUUGACAGAUUUAUCUGAAGCCACGCCUAAAGUCCUGAUGCUGGUGCUGUAUUGGCAGGGAGCACAGCGCACAGGACCGCAUUGGCUGUUUUUUUUUUUUUUUUUUUCUUUUUUUCAUUAGGGUCCCAAACUACACCGAGAUUUGGAAUAUUACGUUAUAGUCCUACAGGAAGAUGGCGACUGUCAUUCAUAAUCCUUUGAAAUCGCUUGGCGACCAGUUCUAUAAGGAGGCCAUCGAACACUGUAGGAACUACAAUGCCCGACUCUGUGCAGAGCGCAGCGUGCGCAUGCCCUUCUUGGACUCACAAACUGGUGUGGCACAGAACAACUGUUACAUCUGGAUGGAAAAGCACCAACGUCAGCCAGGCCAGGCAGCAGGACAGAUGUAUACCUACCCCGCUCGUUGCUGGAGAAAGAAGAGGCGACUCCACCCUCCCCUGGAUCCCCAGCUCCGCCUGUGUGAGCUUCGACUAGAAGCAGAACUGGCCCCAAAGCGUGAGGGGGCACCGGGGGAGGCCACAGCCCUGGAGGCCCUACUAAGGGGGGACAACCUGCUGGAGAAAAAAAACAACCUCAGUAAGGAAGAGGAGACAUUGCUAGAAAUACAGAGAGUACUUGAGGCAGAGGAAAAUGGGGACGGCUUCCAUGAUGAUGAAGACUUUGAACUCGAUACUCCGAAGAGAAAGAACAGAAACAGAGGCAAAAACCGAGGCUCGAGCCGCAGAAGGGCAGAACCCGUUAACAUCGAGGACCAGGAUAAACCUUAUGUCUGUGACAAUAGAUACAAACAAAAGUAUAACUCAAAAAAGGCUGAAGAAGUGUGUGGAAAGCGCUACAAGAACCGGCCUGGCCUGAGCUACCAUUACACACACACUCACCUGGCAGAGGAGGAGGGAGAAGAGGAGAAGGAACCAGAGAUGGCGCCGUCUUCUCCUCAGAGUUCAGACAACCAUAAACGUAUGCUGCUGGCUGCUCAAAAGGGCCCCGAUGGUGCUGUUAUCCCCAACGACUACUGUGACUUCUGCCUGGGAGACCAGGACUCCAACAGGAAAACAGGACAAGCAGAGGAGCUGGUGUCCUGCUCCGACUGCGGACGUUCUGGUCAUCCUACAUGUCUGCAGUUCACUGAGAACAUGAUGCAGGCUGUCAGGACAUACCAGUGGCAGUGCAUCGAGUGCAAGUCCUGCAGCCUCUGUGGCACCUCGGAAAAUGAUGACCAGCUGCUGUUCUGCGAUGACUGUGACAGAGGAUACCACAUGUACUGCCUGAAGCCACCGAUGACCCAGCCUCCUGAAGGAAGCUGGAGCUGUCACUUGUGUUUGGACUUGUUAAAAGACAAGGCCUCAGCCUAUGGUGAAGCAUAAAGGACACCCUGGACAUUUUUAAAGCACAUGUAAACACAAUCUAUAUAUAUUUGUACAGAUGCACUUACUGUUUGACAUAUACUUUCUCCCAGAUACAACCCAACACACACACAAUACCCACAUAUACACAGAUACACACUCCGGUGCAUUAGCAGGCUCAGGGCAGUUUCCCAUGUGAGGCUCAGAGAUCCUCUACCUCUCAUAAAGCCAAGCAACACUCACAGAUGCAAAUGUCAUACGCCAUCUUAAGCGUAAGUCAGCUAACAGCAGAUCUGCUGUUCCCUCGUUUCUCUACCUCACCUCUCAGCAGACAGCAAAAAGCCAAAGCAAGAUUGAUAAUGGCCAAUACAGCAUAGAACAUGUGCAUGUGAAGUACAUGUUUAUUUUAACUGUAUUUCUGCAUGUUUCCCCCCUGAUUUGGAUUUAUUUGAGUAUGAUUUGGAAGGUGUUUCUCCUUGAGUAUUUGCUGAAGCUGCAUCACUUCCUUCCCUUGUAGCUUAAGUUCUCCAGUGGGGGAACCUUGAGUGAGUUUGACUAAUGUUUGUUUAGAUUUCUCCUUCCAGCUCUACUCCUCUGCUAUGUUUAGACUUUACAGUGACAUUCCCACUUUACAUCUGGACAGACUCAGUAUUAGUUAUGCCAUCUUUCACAGGUUUUGUCAAGCUUGGUGAAAUUUAUAUCCUGCACUAAGAGGAAAUGGGGCGAUAAAACAGCCUCCACUAUCAUUCCCUUUGGAGCAUAGUGACUUUAUAUCCACGUCUGUUUUUCUGUAUUCGUUCAGUUACCAGGAUACUGUGGUGCUCAGUAGGACACCUUACUAAUGGUGUAAUACUUUUAAAAGUAGAAUAAAAAAAUUAUUCAUCUAAAUGUCAUCUGUAAAUCAGUGGUUCCCAAACCUUUUCUUGAAACAAGUUCCUUUAGCUUACUGAAAUAUUGCCCUUUAGCUGAUUCUGUCUUAUUUUAAGUGUAAUGAGAUAAUUUUGACUAGAAAUAAGACAAAUACUCUUGGUAAGAUUUUGAGUUUUUGCAGUGUAUCUCCUACUUCCCAGCCAAGUUAUAGACUGAUUGCAUUUUAUUAAAUAAAUACCUGAAAUUUCUCAUUAAAAAUACAACUUUAUGUCUUCAGUGAACUAAGAAUGCAACUUCAUACUUUAUUUGACUGACAUGUCAAUGAGCCAGAGCUACAGGUUUUCUUCUCAGUAAAUUUUGACAAUAACCUGACUAUCGUUAGCCUUGCUAGCAUCACAGCCCACUUUUGUUCUUUAAACAAUUCCUUAUUGAUCCUUCUGUUUUUAUAGUGAAUUUGAAGUGAACGCUUGCAGUGGUAGAUUCACAUAUCACAGUUUAAACAAUUUGUUUUCCUACACUUUGACUGAAUUUGGUUUUUGUCUGAAAAAAUAACUUCAUUAGCAGCUGUUGCUAGCCAGCUAUUUCAUGCUAACUCCAUGAGUUGAUUGAACUUUUUAAGCUAUUCAGCUCACUCAUUUUAAAGGAAAAAACACCAUAAAAGGGGUUUAAUCAAUACCAUCAUGCCUACAAAGCCACAACUAAAACACUGAAGCUAAGCUAUAAAUUUUUGUGGGCAGGUUUUGAUGAUAAUGGCUCAGACACAGUAAAAUCUUAGCUUCGACUUUUUUUUACAGCAUCCAUUUUGACAUAGAAGGUAAAUGGAUAUGUUACUAAUGACAAUAAUGAACAUCUUCUAUUUAGGAGCAAGGCUUAAUUAAUGUAAUUCGUAAACCUGUGUUAGCCUACUGCUUCAUGUCAAAAUUACUUCUGCUAAACAGGUCCAAAAACUAGCAUUGUGAUUUUAGCCUCUAACCAUACAUAUCUUGCUAAUUAGAGAUUGAACAUAACUCUUCAUCAGACAGCAAUCCAAUCCAAUCCAGUCCAUUUCUUAUUAUACUCAAGUCUUUCAGUGUUGCCUGUCCAGUUAAGUGUUUAGAAGUCCAAUGCUGUGGACUGGUCACCUGCAAGUACUUGCUUUUUCUAUGCUUUGAUUGAACAGACAAUAAUUUUUGAAAAAUGUUCAGCUUUUAUUGUUUCGCUCUACUCUAUCCAUACAUACACAGGUAUUUUGAUAAACAUAGCCUUUUCUAUGCGUUUUGACCUUUCGUCCAAUGUAAACUGCACUUUGAGACACUGAAAAUGGGAGCUUCUUCCAGGGUGAAGAUUUUCAAAAAGUCAAGUUUCUUAGUUUCUUUCCAGAUUUUGUCUUCCAGUGGCAAAGUUGUACACCCUUAUCUUCUUUUUUGACAUCAGACUGUGCUUUGUGCUAAUGUUUUUAGGCUCCAUACAUAUUGCCUAACAUUUCUAUAAGGUCAGGUUUAUACCGUCACCUGUUGCUUUGGCAGCAUGCUCUUUCAUUUGGGUGAAGUUCAAAAUGAACAUCAUUAUAGAAGGUCUAUCCAACAGUUUGGGAACCACUCGUGUAAAUUUUCCACUGCAACAUGUUUAUUAUGAAACCUUCAUACAUUAUUAUCUCUCAAGGAAGCAGCAUAUACUGUUGUGUCCUGUGUUUUGUAUGCAGUUAAAAACAGAAUAUAUUCUGGGAGUGCUGCAUUUGUACAGCCGUGUGAAUAAGGUUAAUGUUUACUUGGUUCCAUGUUAGACUGAGCACUAAAAUCUGUGAAAAUUGUUUAUAUUAUGAAAAAAAGUUGACUCUCAAAAGUCGAAACACCUCAAGAGAAGAAAUUAGAAAAAGAGAAAAUGAUCCUCAAAGUACACAUAGUGUGCUUCUCCUGACAGGAUAUCACAUUUUGCAUUUGUGUUUUGUUAUUAUGUGUUUGUAUUUGAUAACGCAUUUCCACUGACAAUCAUGAGGUAGCAUAGACACAUUAUUAACACACUGAGGGUUUCACUGUGCUUUUCUCUGGCGAAUUUUCAAUGUCAUUUGCGUCUUCCUUACACAAAUGUCAUAUGUCGUGUUUUUGGGGGGAGGGGGGGGAUGGGUGCCAUCAACUACAGUGAUCCAAAUGUGUGAUGUUUUGUUAAAAUAAAUGUUACAUUAUUGUGUUAAAAUAAAGACCUUGAUUCUUGUUUGCUUGUAUGUUAAGCGUAUAAUGAAAAUAUCCCAGUCAGUCGCCGACCUGUUUCCAAAUUUUCCUGUGGGAAUACUCUCUCAUCCCAGUGAACUGUUUUACAUAAACUGACAAUUAGAGAUUGAAGUACUAGCCAAGAUGACUGUGUCUAAUAUGAACAUGUCUUCCUCAUCACAUAUUACUGCUUUCCUGUCUCUCACCCUCUGUGUGUGAAUAAACUGCAGUGGGCAGUGACAGAAGAAUAAACUCAUUUUCCAGUAGUAUCAAAUGAAUGUUCACCUUAUGAAAGCACUUUCCACUCUCAUCAAUGAUUAUAUUAUAUUAUAUAGAUCAGUAUUAUUUCAAAUAUCCGUAUAGUCAUUGCUAGAAAUCUUACUUGGUAGUAUGUACAUUUUUUUACCACUAGGUACCAGUAUUGGUCUGGAGUUGAACUGCAGUAGACUACUCAUUGUUGAAUUCAUGAAAAACUUAUUUCAUUAAAUUCAGGCAUAGGUCAAAAUCAUUGACAAUUUGUUUUAAUUUGUUUUUGUGAGAUCAUGCCCUAGCUAAACUAUAAACCCAUCUAGCACAGUUUUUUUUAAAUCAUAUCCUUAAUUAAGUAGUAGAAGUAGCUGUACUACAGUGGAAACAUACUGCUAAAAAAUGAUUAUUUGUGGAAAAAAACUUUUUAAAAAAAUCUGUGAGACACAUUUUAGAACACUAGUUGAACUGGAGCCAAGAAAUUACUUUAUUGUACUGCCAAGUAUACACCACUGAUAAGUGCAACAAGUUGACCUUAAAAACCAGUGACAAAACUUACUUGAACAACUUUGUUUAAUGGACAAAAAUGUCAUUUUUCAGGAGAAAAAAUGAAUACCGUGAUGUAUUUAUCUUAUGUGUUUGACUCAGCAGCUGGUAGUCAUCUCAGUGAUGAUGGACAGGAAAGUGCUUGUAGCAAAGCUGGGAUUCAGGAGGAGCUGCUCCAGCACCUGCGCACCUUUUUGCCUUGUGUUUACUGAACACAUGGCA